Aspergillus nidulans FGSC A4 is the source of this 282-nucleotide messenger RNA. RefSeq lists its product as uncharacterized. The coding region runs from base 1 to 282 and encodes 93 amino acids. NCBI's taxonomy places the organism in Eukaryota, Fungi, Ascomycota, Eurotiomycetes, Eurotiales, Aspergillaceae. The record is from RefSeq and is a predicted model, not a curated record. The transcript has 6 exons.
AUGAAUAUCUUAAGCAUUAUGUGCGAGAAAUCUAUUAUGAAGGCCAAGCUAUUUCAAAGCCUAUGCUCAUUUGAAGUUGACAUGUCCUUCAAACGUAGGAUCAUGGAAAAGGCUGUGCCUACUAUUUUCUAUUUUAAAAAGGUCUUUGAGAUAAUUCAUGACCUUUCAGGCUAUCUAGUACAGUUUUUCUAUCUUCAUAGAACCGGCAUUGAAACUAUCAUUGUUGAUAUGGAUGAAGGACAGAGGGAUGUUAGGUUUGGGAAAAUGCCUACAAGAGCUUGA